UCAAUGAGCAUGGAGAGGAGAGUUCUACUCAAGGCUUUUGGCGCUGAACUUGUGCUCACGGAUGCCGCAAAAGGGAUGAAAGGGGCCCUAGAUAAAGCUACAGAGAUAUUAAAUAAGACACCCAAUUCAUACAUGCUUGAGCAGUUUGACAACCCUGCCAACCCAAAGGUACAUUAUGAGACUACUGGGCCAGAAAUCUGGGAGGAUUCAAAAGGGAAGGUAGAUAUAUUCAUUGGUGGAAUUGGAACAGGCGGAACAAUAUCUGGUGCUGGUCGUUUCCUGAAGGAGAAAAAUCCCGAUGUCAAGGUUAUUGGUGUUGAACCUACUGAAAGUAACAUACUCUCUGGUGGUAAACCUGGCCCACAUAAGAUUCAAGGCAUUGGAGCAGGAUUUGUUCCUAGGAAUUUGGACAGUGAUGUUCUCAAUGAAGUAAUUGAGAUAUCAAGCGAUGAGGCUGUUGAGACAGCAAAGCAGUUGGCUCUUCAGGAAGGAUUGCUGGUCGGGAUCUCGUCUGGGGCAGCCGCGGCCGCUGCCAUAAAGGUCGCCCAGAGACCCGAGAACGCGGGGAAGCUGAUAGUGGUGGUGUUCCCGAGCUUCGGCGAGAGGUACCUGUCGUCGGUGCUGUUCCAGUCCAUCAGAGAAGAGUGCGAGAAGAUGGAGGCCGAGGCGUGAGGACCAUUUCCACGCCUGGCGAAGAAGCUUUUUCUGCUCCGUCUUCUUUGUCAAACCGAAUAAGAAUAAGGCGGCAUACAUGGAAACGAACGCUUGACCUACGCCCGUCGCUCACAUUUUGUUGGUAUUGAUUGAUAUGAUGAUGAUACGCAUGGUUGUAAGGAAACAAUUACGUCACUUUUUUGGAUGAGCAACGCUCACUCACUCGCUCAAAGCAGAAAUCAGGCAGCCUGUAUACACUGAAAUUUGAAAUGCUUGUGUUUGGUGUUUUUUC
Aegilops tauschii subsp. strangulata is the source of this 946-nucleotide messenger RNA. NCBI's taxonomy places the organism in Eukaryota, Viridiplantae, Streptophyta, Magnoliopsida, Poales, Poaceae. The record is from RefSeq and is a predicted model, not a curated record.